AUGGGUCACGCUGCAGGUCUCCGGGCUGGUACGCGAUAUGCGUUCAGCCGCAACUUCCGCCAAAAGGGUAUGAUCCCUCUCGGCACAUACAUGAAGACCUACCGUGUCGGUGACAUUGUCGACAUCAAGGCCAACGGUGCCGUCCAGAAGGGUAUGCCGUACAAGGUUUACCACGGCAAGACGGGCGUCAUCUACAACGUCACCAAGUCGGCCGUCGGAGUCAUCAUCUACAAGAAGGUCGGCAACCGAUACCUGGAGAAGAGAGUCAACGUCCGUGUUGAGCACAUUGCCCACUCGAGAUCGAGAGAAGAGUUCUUGACCCGUGUCAAGACCAACGCCCAACGCCGUCGCGAAGCCAAGGAGAAGGGAGAGUCCGUCCAACUCAAGCGUCAGCCCGUCGGUCCCCGAAAAGCCCACACCGUCGACCUGACCGAAGUCGAGAGCCUUGCUCCUCAACCAUACGAUACCCACAUCUAA
Messenger RNA from Exophiala spinifera, 477 nucleotides. RefSeq lists its product as uncharacterized. The coding region runs from base 1 to 477 and encodes 158 amino acids. Gene Ontology annotation, molecular function: structural constituent of ribosome. The record is from RefSeq and is a predicted model, not a curated record. Gene Ontology annotation, cellular component: ribosome; cytosolic large ribosomal subunit. NCBI's taxonomy places the organism in Eukaryota, Fungi, Ascomycota, Eurotiomycetes, Chaetothyriales, Herpotrichiellaceae. Gene Ontology annotation, biological process: translation. The transcript has 3 exons.